CUGAGAGCUGAGCAGUCUAUUAGUCCACGCGCGAUCGUUGCAGUGUGAGCACGUAAACUUGUGUCAACAGACUGCACACACAAACCAUAAAUCACAACAAACAAACAAAAAUAAAGCUUAUCAGUACCUAAAAAUAAUUGAAGCAAACAAGCACCAAGAAAAAAUAAAUCGCAGUCAAUAAAUUAUUUAAACAAAAAUAAAUUUAUUUCGCUGAUUAAAGUUCUCACCGCACAGAGAUUGCGGUUGUAAAAAAUUGCAGGAGGUCAAGAGGAGUGACAAUCGAUAUAAAGGUCCCCUGACUCGUUUGAAGGUCACGGAUUUAUUAGAAUCUGCGCUCCAGACUGCUGAGAAUUCACGGGCGACCUUGAGAGCCUGGCCCAGGACCAGGACGAGAGGAGGAGAGGGUGUCAGCCGAGAUUAAGAUAAAGGAGCUGGACUCUUGAAUUCGGUAGAGCCGAAUCGCGAUAAAAGGGACGAUUAAAUUAUUAUAAUGCCGGCAGACGCGGAGCUCAGCAAUAUCCUUAGCAGAAGGCAAAGAAUUAACGAGGACUUAGAAGAAGGAAAAGAAGUUAAAAAACAGUACAAAUUUGUCAACGUAUACACCGAAUUCCAUGAGUUAUCACGCCGAGAGAUAAAGCAGUACGAGCAGACCUUCAAUAGAUUUGACGAUGGACGUGAUGGAUUUCUGGAUUUAUCUGAGCUGAAAAGAAUGAUGGAGGUGUUGGGAGCACCUCAAACUCAUCUGGGACUUAAAGCGAUGAUCAAAGAAGUUGAUGAAGACGAUGAUGGUCGUAUUUCUUUCCGCGAAUUUUUACUGAUCUAUCGCAAAGCACGUGCCGGAGAAUUGGAACAAGAUUCUGGACUUGGUCAAUUAGCUCGACUUACUGAAGUAAAUGUCGAUGAAGUCGGAGUAACUGGUGCUAAAAAUUUCUUCGAAGCAAAGAUCGAGGAAUUGCGAAAGUCAAGCAAGUUCGAAAACGAAAUACGAAUGGAGCAAGAGGAAAGAAAACGCGAAGAAGAAGAUAAAGCAAUGAGACGUGCGCAAUUUCGUCAGAAGGCUGCUAUUUUUAAUAACUAAUUUUUUAGU
Messenger RNA from Cotesia glomerata, 1087 nucleotides. RefSeq names its product EF-hand domain-containing protein D2 homolog (gene Swip-1). The coding region runs from base 491 to 1078 and encodes 195 amino acids. The record is from RefSeq and is a predicted model, not a curated record. Gene Ontology annotation, molecular function: calcium ion binding. The transcript is spliced from 4 exons. Lineage: Eukaryota; Metazoa; Arthropoda; Insecta; Hymenoptera; Braconidae.